This is a messenger RNA of Prorocentrum cordatum, 354 nucleotides long. Lineage: Eukaryota; Dinophyceae; Prorocentrales; Prorocentraceae. The record is from the annotation of a GenBank genome assembly.
CUGCACCGCGUCGCCCUGGAGCAGGCCCCGUGGCCGUCCUGGGAGUUCCAGCAGGACGGGGACUUUUUUCUGUUCAUGAACCACAGCUUCCUGGGGAGCAUGCGGGAGGAGUUCGAGGUCGGGGGUGCCGAGUAUGAGGCCGUGGACCUCCGCCGCCAGCUCCUGCGGUGCCGGGCCUUCUGGGAGGAUGGCACCCUAGUGCUGGAGAAGUGCAGCCCACAGGGGCGCUUCCGGGAAGAGAGGCUCAUCGACGACGACGGGCUGCUGCGCUUCACCCUGCGCAGUCUGGAGGGCGGCGGCGGCGCCCGCUUCGGGCGCACGUUCGAGAGGAGGCAGGCGCGGCCGUUCUGCUGA